Molecule: messenger RNA, 1031 nt
Organism: Cantharellus anzutake
Lineage: Eukaryota; Fungi; Basidiomycota; Agaricomycetes; Cantharellales; Hydnaceae
Exons: 4
Coding region: 415-900 (161 amino acids)
Source: RefSeq, a predicted model, not a curated record
AUCGAGUUCGACUUUGGUUCAGCGACUUUCGAUUACCCUAAGAUUUCGUGAGUCCCUUAACCACCUGAACUCAAUCGCCGGCCUCUGCCGACGUUAAGGUCCCUCACAGAUUCCAAGCAAAGGGUGUAUUUGAAUCGAUUAUCUAGCACAAUGCCAUGAACAUGCCGAGAAUAGGUGGUUCCCAGAGAGGUUUUAAGACCCAGCUCGAGGUUUCAUUUCGCGUAUCCCGGGCUUCUUUAGACCCCUCUGUGAGGACCCUGCCCCGGCGUGUACCGUAAAUUCCGGUGGAUCUUGGAUCCUCAUCUUGUUCAGUUCCUCAUUUAGCCCCGCAUAAUAAUCCGAGACAUGCAGUCCCAACUUCCACGAGUUUGAACUCCUGUGCAGGCAACGGUAGCUGCCUGGAUUUGGGGGAAAAUGCGUUAUUUCUCGGUUCUUGCCUCGCUGGUGUCCGUUUGUGCCGCUGUUACCAAACGCGUGGUGUCAUACGAGGCUCCCGUAAAUCAUGGAGGAAGCCAAUUAACCCGCUCUGGUGAACCUCUCAACAUUAUCAUAUCUGCACUAUCUUCCCCUCACGUCUUGAGCACAGUUGGAGUGGAAGAGUGGGCAAACUCGAUACAUUUCUCCAAGGAAUGUCUCGGCUUCCAUAUUGGUGAUCCUCAGACGGCCAACUUGGGGGAUGGACAAGGUUGGGUAACUGAGACGGCGGUCAUCAGGUAUGAUUUUGGCAUUGGGUAUAACGUUGGAUCCUGUCUCGAGAGCCUCACAGGUGGCGAUCAUUUCAGGUUUUGGCAGCAAUCGACCACGGGCGCUAUCUUCCUUGCGGCAUCUGUCGAAAAAUCCCCUAGCGAACGGCAUACUAUCGCAGCGAAUGGAUACGACGACGUGGGCUCCAUUCCCUGAUUCUCUACGUCUCCUCAAUGGUCAUUCAUCUCUGAUCCGUUUCACAGGGACGGGAUCGAAUCGUCAACGCAUCCACUUCCAAGGCAACUCACCACAAAGGUCAUACACCACGUCCGCCGAGUAUGUUUCAG